Molecule: messenger RNA, 801 nt
Organism: Ichthyophthirius multifiliis
Lineage: Eukaryota; Ciliophora; Oligohymenophorea; Hymenostomatida
Exons: 1
Biological process (GO): ribosomal small subunit assembly; translation
Cellular component (GO): ribosome; cytosolic small ribosomal subunit
Molecular function (GO): mRNA binding; rRNA binding; structural constituent of ribosome
Source: RefSeq, a predicted model, not a curated record
UUAAAUAUUAACAUUAAAAAUAUAAAAAUGUCAGAAUAAAAAGGAUUCGCUACAAAACCCAAACUUUUUGGUAAAUGGGAUUACGAAGAUGUGAAGAUAAACGACCCAUGCUUCCAAAAUUACAUAGCCUGUACCACAACAAAAUCUUAAGUUUUCGUUCCCCACACAGCCGGUAGAUAUUAAGUAAAAAAAUUCAGAAAAGCAACUUGCCCAAUCGUUGAGAGAUUAAUAGGUACUCUCAUGUUCCACGGUAGAAAUGCAGGUAAAAAAGCUUUAUGUAUUAAAAUAGUUAAAAAUGCCUUUGAAAUUAUCCAUAUUUUAACCGGAAGAAAUCCUCUUGAUGUUUUUGUUAAAGCAGUCUAAAAUGCUGGACCUAGAGAAGAUUCCACAAGAAUCGGAACUGCUGGCGUCGUAAGAAAAUAAGCAGUCGAUGUUUCACCUUUAAGAAGAAUUAACUUAGCCAUCUACUUCAUUAUUAAAGGAUCAAGAGAAAGUGCCUUCAAAUCAAUCAAGUCGAUCGCUGAAACAUUAGCUGAUGAAAUCAUUAAUGCUGAAAAAAAUAAUACAUAAAACUCAUGGUCUAUUAGAAAGAAAGACGAAAUCGAAAAAGUUGCUAAAGGUAACAGAUGAUCUGGAUAUUUUAAUAAUAAAAAAAAAGGUGCUCUUUUUUUUAAAAAAAAAAUAUAUAUAUAUUCAGGAAUACAAAUAAUAUAAUAUUUUUAAGAAAAAAUAAUAUUAGAUAUUUUUUUUUUGUGUUAUUUUCCUUUUUUUUUUUUUGCAAAUAUUUAAAUUACAUAAUUA